AUGAAUUAGACAAAUUCUAAAUUAGAAAGACCAUUAAUAUCUCCUAAACAAUAAUGUCUACUGCCUAGUCUUUACUAUGAUUAUAGCGCAAGGAAAAAAUAAAAAUUAAAGACUUACUUUCGAUAAGAGAAAUGUAUUUCAAUAAGUCCUAAAAAACAGAUAAUAAAAACAUAAAGAGAUCUCUCGAAAUAAAUAGAAACUGAAAGGAAUUCUGAAUUUUAUUCUUUUGAAGAUGAGGUUAGCAGAUCUGCUCGCUUUUAAAGAAAAUCAAGACUGCAUUAAGGAAAUAAAAUAUUAAAUCAUCCAAUUAAAACUAAUAAACCUUUAUUAACAGAUACAUAAAUAGAAAUAGAAACUCCUUAUUUCAAAGACAAAGAUUCAUCUAUUAGUAAGUCUGACGAUGAAAAUGAAGAGAAAAAUGAAAAUAAAAUUGAUUUAAAAUUAGAGGGGGAGACUGGUAAAGCACUUAAAUAGAUCAGUCAUAAAAUAAGUAAUUUUAUUUUUCAUUAUCUAAGAUCAAGAAUUAAACAAUUCAUUUUAUCAUUUUAUAAAAAAAUCAGAAAAAAUGAAAGAUUUGAUUCUAAAUUUUUAGCAAAAGGAUAAUUUGAGUCUAAUUCAUUAUUAUUGUUUAAAUGAUAGUAUAUUUCCUAAAAGAAUUGAAUUGAGUAAAUAAGAUGUUAAAGAAAUUAAUUUAUCAGAUUUAGGAUUGACUCCAAAAUAUAUUCCAUUGAUUCGUAAUUUAUUAAGCUAAAAACGAGAUAAAAAUAUUAAAUCAAUUGAUAUAAGUCAAAAUAAAAUUAAUGAAUGGUCAUUAAAGUUAUUAAUUGAUGUUUUCCCUUUAAAAGUCAAAACCAUUGAUUUAUCGCAUAAUUAAUUAAAUCGUAGAGGAGCAGUGCUAUUGUCUGAACAUUUGAAAAACUUUGAAAAGUAUAAUACAAUUAUUUACUCAGUCUGAGGUUCUUGAAUUUAAAAGGAAAUCAAAUAGGAGAUAUAGGAACUGCAACAGUUUUAGAGAAAUUGAAAUCUAGUUUGAAAAUCAAAAAAUUAAAUUUAUCAGAUAAUGCAAUAUCUGAUGCUAUUAGCAAUGAUAUAAAAGAGUUUAUUAUGAAAAACUAAUCAAUUUAAGUUUUAAGUUUGAAUUGGAAUUAAUUAGGCCCCAUUGUUGGAGUAUCUAUUGCAAAAGGAUUAAAUUACAAUAAAUCUAUUAGAGUAGUAGAUUUAAGUUAUAAUAAAAUUGGAUAGAGUGACAAUAAUUAUGAAUGUAUUAAGGAAUGGUGUUCAUUAUUGAGUAAUACUUAUACAGAAUUAAUUCAUUUAGAUCUCUCUUACAAUUAAUUUAAUGAGAAAUAACUUUAAUUAAUAAAUUAUUCAAUUCUUAAGAAUUCUCGUUUAUAUGGUUUACAUGUUGAAGGAAAUAAAUGUUUGGCUCAUGUAGAUCCUUUAGGGUUUAUAUCAUUUCCUUAAUAAAUAAAAGGAAAAUAAAGUAUGCAGCCAAAACAUUAAAAUAUUGAUGGUGUUAACUUUAUACCUAUGUUAAAUGAGAAUGAAAAUGGAUCUGAUUGUUGUUGGAUAUGUUAAGGAUGGAUGGAAUAUCAUUUUAUUUAUGAACCUGAACCUGAAGAAUCUAAAACUGAUUCUAUAUAUUUACAUUUAGAUUUUUUAGAGUAAAAAUAUAUAAGUAUUUUAGUUUCAAACCAAUAUCUAUGACAACAAGUAAAGAAUUAUGGAAAUAAAUAAGCAAUAAAUUUAAUAGUACUGCAGUUUUAGAAGAUUUAACAACAGGAGAGAUAAUUCAUUAAUUAAAACAUGCUUUUAGUGCUGGUAAGAUAAUUACAAUGACAGCUAUAAAUGAUGCUUAUACAGAAGAUACUAAAAUGAAAGAUGAUAUGAAAUCAAUAUUAUCAGAAUUAAAUUCUAAAUUCUUCUUCACAUCUUAUUAGAUGUGUCCUCCAAACUAAAAAAUACUUUAUUUUUUUUCUAAUCCUACUGGAAAAGGAAUAUUUAUAAAUUCAAGAUUUCCAAUAAUAUAAUUACAAACUGCUGAAAAUAUUGAAUUGAUUAUGGAUAAAGAGAAAGUAUUUUUUUAUCCUGAUGGAUCUCAGAUUUCAUUAUCUUAAGUAGAUUAAGUGAAUUAUUUUUAAACUAAAUAAAUGUUUGUUAUAGAUUAAAAGAAUUAAUACAAACCAUUAGUAAAAGUAAUUCCUAGAUGUUUAGAAAAUAAAUACUUUUUAAAAAGAUUUGCUGUUGAUGCAUCAAAACAAAAAUCAAAUUUGAUUUAUUGGUAAAAGGAAUAAUCAGCCUUUAAAUCAUAUUAAGGAGACAAUGAUGAUGUUUUGGAUGAAUGUUUUUAAUUUGAUUGGAAUUGUAUGGGUAUUUAACACUUUUUAAAAUCAGAAUAGGAAAUUGAAAAAGUAAUAGAGAUUAUGAGAUUUCAUUAUUCUAAACUAAAAGAUAUUUAUAAGUAUUAUUCUAGCUUUGGAUAUAAUGCUAAUAAAUAAUAGAAUGGUUAUUAAGUUGAAACAUUUUAUAUUCCAAUUGAUUUAAUUUAUAAUUUAACCCAAGAAUUAUUACCAUAAGGCAUACCAUUUGAAGAUAUAUAAUCUUAAGUUAAGUAAAUUAAGUAUAAUUGUGAUUCGAAAUUUAUAUAUAAUCCAGAGAAAGGAUUUGUUAGAUAUUAAUUUAUAGAAUUUAUUUUUAGAAUUGCUUUAUUGGUAUCAAAAUAAAAAUAGAAACCUAAACAAAUAGUAGAUGAAGUUUAUAGAACUUUUUAAAUAUUAACAGAAAGAUUUGCAGCAUUUGAUAAUUAAUAAAAAUGGAGAGAAGAACGUUUAUGGACAAAAGAGUGUGGCAAUUUAAUUUAUAUAAAAUAAGGUUUUAUUUAGAAAUUACAUGAUUAUGCAGCAUCAAUUAAAAAUAAGAAAUGGUCAUUCAAAUUAAAGUGGAUAGCAUUGACAGAAUUUCUAGACUUUUGUAAUUAAAUGGGAUUUCAAUCAUUUUUGAGUGAAACUUAAUUAAAAAUCAUUUACAAUUUCUCUAUGCAAACACAUUAAGAUGAAUUGACAUAAGAUAGACAUUUAAGAAUGUCUACUGUAGAAUUUACAGAAGCUUUAGCUAGAAUAGCUGAAUUUAUUAGUCCUAAUGGGAAUGAGAUUGAUAAUACAGUUACCAAUAGAUUAAUACUACCAUUGCAUAUCAAAUUAGAGAACCUUUUAACACAUAUCUAUAUUAAUCUAAGAACUCUUAAGUAUUUAUAAUUAUAUAUAAAGAGUGAAUAACUUCGAGAGUUUUAGUAUUUACUUUAGCUAUAAUUCAAAUCAAAUAUUACCUAUAGCUAAUAAUGAGCUUUAAUUAGAUUAAUAUGAAUGUACAACUUCAGAAUUGAGAAUUUAUAAUACUCUCUCUUAUUUGAGUAACAUUUUUAAUUUAUUUAAUUAGAAUUGUUUAAAACCCCUUAUUUGCAUCCAAAUUAUAAAUAAUUUUUAGAAAUACCCUUUCAAUUAGUUUAAAUUCUUAAAUAAAAGAGAAGUAUGGUUGAAAGAUAGAUGACUCAAAAAUAAAAACUCUUAAAGUUGAAAGCUACAUUAUAAUUACUGUGA
Molecule: messenger RNA, 3596 nt
Organism: Paramecium pentaurelia
Lineage: Eukaryota; Ciliophora; Oligohymenophorea; Peniculida; Parameciidae
Source: the annotation of a GenBank genome assembly